Messenger RNA from Elgaria multicarinata webbii, 5280 nucleotides. RefSeq names its product cilia and flagella associated protein 74 (gene CFAP74). Lineage: Eukaryota; Metazoa; Chordata; Lepidosauria; Squamata; Anguidae. The coding region runs from base 1 to 5136 and encodes 1711 amino acids. The record is from RefSeq and is a predicted model, not a curated record. The transcript has 39 exons.
AUGAUCGAAGGAAAGGAGGAAAAAAAACUUGCACAAGUGAAUGAUAUGGAGUCCCCAGAUAGUUCAGAAGAGAACCUGACCACUGAUGUAUGUUUCGAGGGAGUGGAAAAUGAAGAAGAAGAAGAAAUGAGCAUAUCUGAACAAUAUGUGCAAGAGAAGGAAAAUUGGGAAGGACCCGGACUUGAAGAAGACUACAGGCAGGAGGUCCAGACAGGCAGUAUGGGUACUUCAGAAGAAGCUGGAGAGGAUUCUGUUUCUAAUGGGGAAAGCGUUGAACGGCCCAUGACCCAGAGUAGCAGAAGAACCAUGAACUACGCAGACAGAGUUCGCAUCCUCAACUUGCGCAGGAACCUAAAUCAACUCGACCACUUAGCUAAUGAAAAGGAGAUGGUUGUUCAGAAAACCAGGGAGGAAUUGAACGCCUGCCAUUCCCGGAUCGAGUCUCUAAUGGCACAACAAAGGAGCGUGGAGCGAGAAAUCAAGAGCGAGAAGGAGGCUGGGAAUACUGCUGCCGUGUUCCGCCUACAGGCAAUGCAUCGGCGCUUGUGUGGUGAACUGGGAAAUGAAAAGGACCUAGAGUCAAAAAUUGCUGCGAUGCGGAACGAAAACGUGCUCGAGAGGUGGAAGAUUGAAAUCGAACAGGGCAAUUUUUCGGAGCUCCGCAAGCAGAUCAAGCGGGAUGAGGAUGAGCUUGACCAGCAGCGCCAAGAGCAAGCAGAAGAGCGAUUUCAGAAGCAGGAGGACAGAACGCGGCUGUUGAGCCGGAGGUGGCAGGCCACAGAGAGAAAAAUACAGCAGCGUAGCAAGGCUUACGAGGAAAGUCUUUCCAAAGCACUGGAAGAUGCUCAGAGGAACCACCAAAAGGCAGUCCGGUUUCUGAAGAACAGUCUAGGAAGGGUCCGUGAGAAAGAAACAAGCGAGGAACUAAAACACCAGGAAUAUAUGCAAAGAAGGAUGGAUACUAUAUUGUCUCUGAAGAACAACAUCACUGCCAACCGGGAAAAACUCCGAACCCUCCAGGUCUGGGAUGAAACCAACGCUCUCGUCGCUCAAGAACAAGACCAGAAAAUGCAGGAGGCCAUCCAGGCUCAGGGCCACAACGUCACCCGGGAGGCUUUUCUCCAUAAACGUCAGGUGGAGUUUGAGCGGAGGAAGAAGGAAUUUAUGGAACAACAGAAAGCAAGAAAAAUUGAAAUCGUCGCUCAGAUUUUGAAAGAAGAAGCUCAGUUGGAGAAAGUGAGAAAACAAUCGCGCCCACGGACCCUGAAGAGCGACAACAAGAUUUCUGAUGCUUUAAGAUGGCGCAUGAAAACGUGGAAGUACAUAGAGGAGGCAUGUGAUGAUUCAGUGGCAGUGGUUACGCAGAAAUCUUGGCGCCCCCCUUCACCUUGUGACUCACUUGAAGACAAGAGUUACAUUUUGGAAGGGUCUCAACUGAUGAUCCCUGAAAUUAAAGACAAAGAAGAGGAGGAGGAAGACAGGAAUGAGACUCUAGCUGAGCCAGAGUUUACAGGAAUUUGGGAUCAAGAGUGCAGCAUAUCCGAGGUGCCAGACGACAGAAUCGACUCCAAACCCCUUGGAGCAACUAAACUGGAAAAGGAGAUCUUUGCUCAAAACUUGGAGAAGCUUCAUAGUGGAGUCAUACAUAAGCAUAGGGUUUGCGGACGUGAAUUUAAGGGCUGCCCUUUUUAUAGCAAGCCAAGCCUCAUUCAUUUCAAGGACUUUGAUAUUGGUAAAACGUAUAAAAAGAAGAUGGUUUUGAUCAACGCUUUCUACAGCAUUAACUUCUGCAAGCUGGUUGGAGUCAGUGAACACCUGAAGGAUUUUUUCACUGUUCUCUUUGAUCCUCCUGGCCCGAUGUCUGCCGGAAUGUCUUGCGAAGUAGGGGUGACCUUUAAACCUAUGAUAAAUGAAGAUCUUGAAGGAGAAGUCACAUUUUUAUCUCAGAUUGGUUCCUUUUCAAUCCCGCUGAAAUGUUCAACCAAGAAGUGUGUGCUGGCACUAGAUAAAGAGCUCAUUGACUUUGGCACUCAUCUGGUGGGAGAGACAAUUUCACGGACCAUCACCUUGACGAACUCUGGCGCCUUGGGAACGCGGUUCCAGCUUCGCAAAUCAGCCGGCACUGAUGCUACGCGCGCUGUGAUGCCGCUGCCUUCCACCGAGGGAAUGGCCUGUGGCCCUGUGCUCGGGAUAAUCAGCAGCGAGAAAGGCAGCGCCUACAGUCUGGGAGGCUCUCUGGUUGACAAGGACACGUUUUCUCUUUCCCGCUCCGAAGAGGUUAUCCAGCACGUCACUCUGAUGCCAGAGAAGCAGAGGUCUGAAACGACCACAACCAGCAGCAAUUUUGAGCCAGCCCGUCACCUGGGGUCUGCAAUGGAUGCAGAUGGCGAAAGACCGAUAAGCUCUCUGGAAAUGAGCUGUCAGGAACACCGGUGUAAGGAAGAAAUUACUUUGGGCAAGGUUACAGAAGGUGAUAUUGGACCCUUCAGCUCCAUCAAACUCCAGAUUAUUUUCACCCCAGCAGUUCCUGGGGAUGUACAGGCUGAUUUCAAGAUUACCUUUGGCAACCCAGACUGUAAACCCUUACGUUUCAAUGUCACCGCGGUUUCUGUGGCCGUGCCUGUAUGGGUGCCCAAUCCAGAUGUCGAUCUCAAAAUCUGCAUGUAUGAUAGGCUGUAUCAGGACUGCAUCGUCAUUCAAAGCAGAGCGACAAGUGCCCUUCGCUUGAAGUUUGAUGUUUGCAAGGAACUGGCCAACCAUAUGGAGCUGCUUCCAAAGACCGGCUACAUUCAAGCCCAGUCAUCCUUCAGCGUGCAGUUGAAGUUCCUGCCGAGGUACUCUCUUUCGAAAGAUGCAGGAAAGUACUUUGAUGAAAAAACCAGGGUUCUGGAAGUCCCAAUGACGAUAAUAGUUUCCGAUCAGAGUAAGCCAGUUGAGUUUACUGUUCAUGCAAUCAUCACCACCUCGGAUUUGGAAAUCAACCCACCAGAAGUGGAUUUUGGAUAUUGCUCCAUCUAUGAAGCCGUCCGGACAACAAUCACAGUAACAAAUAAAGCCAUCCUUCCCCAGGAGUUCGGCUUUGUAGGACUCCAUGAGUUUGUAGAAGUUCAGCCCAAUGAUGGAUUUGGAAUACUUCUGCCCCUUGAAAGCUUGAACCUGGACAUAAUCUUCAAACCCACAAAGGCGAAGGAAUACAGCUUUCAGCUAACUUGCAAGACUGAGAUCAACAGGCAAUUCAAGCUGUCGUGCAAAGCAGUUGGAGUCCACCCUCCUCUGGAGCUCUCUCAUUCCUUGGUUCAGUUUUCCACCACCGCUCUGUAUGAUGUCUCGACAGCAACUCUCUUUGUUUUAAACUCGCACGUCAGCCUCAAUCAGUUCACUCACUUUGGCCCAAAAAUAGGCGAGGGAGAAGUUGCCCCCGUCGGGCCGACUUCCUUCCAGUUCCUGGUUCCUGAAGACUCCCCCAUAACAAUCGUGCCCUGUGUCGGAACUGUUCUGCCUGGGAAGAAGUGCAUGAUUGAAGUCUCUUUCCGCCCGGUAUUGUGUGAGCAGUUCAUCAGACUGGAGGCAGUUCACCUGGUGAGCCAGGCUGCUGAGCUGAAGAUGCAGAUGGAGAAGAAGGCCCGGGAAUUGGAACUGCAGAGAAAGAAGGAGGAGGCCAUGAUAACUCGGAAAGAUGGGAAGAAACAGGCAAGCAUUUCCUUCCUUGCUCAGCCGUCAAAGGACAAACAUGCCGGCAAGCCGUUUGAGCCACCCAGCCCAGAAGACGUUUGCCCCGAUUCCGAAGAGUAUAUUGCAGCUCACUUAUCCCUGGUUCGGAGCUUCAGCGACCAAUUCAACAAAUACGUCAUACCUUGUUUCGUUGCAAGCGGCUAUAUAGACGAGAAGAGAGGGGCAGAAAAUCUGCGUUGCAGCCCUCAUGAUACCUUGUACCUAGAGCUGCAUUGUCCUGCUGUGGCCCCUGCUGUAGUGGUCAUUUCAAAUAAUGGGAAAACCGUCUUCAACUUUGGGGACGUUGCAGUAGGGCACAGAAUUAAAAAAACGGUCAAGAUACAGAAUAUAUCGCAAGAACAAAUGACGCUGGGAUUUUCCCUCCUGAAUCCCUUUGGACCCUUCCUGUUGGUAAAUCCCAUUUGUACACUCGGGGAAGAAGAAGCCCAUGAUCUUAUCAUCACAUUCUGUCCAGAGGAGAAGAAGUGGUUCUUUGAAACACUGGAAAUGCGAAGUGAGAAAGCUACCCUAACCCUUACCUUGAUUGGUCAAGGAGUGAUCUCUUCAAUCGCUUGUUCAGUGGAAGGAGAUGUGUUCAACAUGGGAUAUGUCGUUGCCAAGGAAUCAACCACUUCUACCUUCAAGAUCGAGAACACGUCCUGCCUGCCUCUGAGGUUCACCAUCUUGCUGGAAUCCCUCUCGCCGAACAGAGACCGAGAGCAGCAGAGGCUUCCCCCUUUCGUUGCAUCUCAAAGGAAAACAGAUUUAGUCGGUACGCAAAACUACAGCGGCUUGAGCGUCUUCAACGUCUCCCCUAUAGAAGGCACCAUCGGUCUUGGGAAGUUUCAGGAGUUCACCGUCACCUUCAGCCCCGAUCACGAGAGCCUCUAUUACUCUGACUGCAUCCAGGUCCUUCUCUUUGGCAAGGAAGUCAUCCGUGUGAUCCAGGUGAAAGGGGCGGCAAGAAACCACAUUAUGUUUGUGGAAGGAGGCGAGCCGUUGGAUGUGUCCAUAGAGUCGUUGGCUGUGACAACAUCUGUGACUGAAGAAUCGGCCAAGUCAGAGAGUGACAAGGCUACAAACUCCAUUCUUCUCAGCCUGGAGUCUGUACAGUCAGAGACCUUCGUCAUCCCAGCUGUAAGAGAGCUGAAAGUCGGAGCAAUACAGACCACCCAAUUCCCAUCCAAGAAGAACGUAGAAUUCAGCUGGGAAAGCCUACAGCUUGUGCAGCUCAAAGGAUUCUCUGUCGACCCUGUGAAAGGAACCGUAGAACGUGGGCAGACCAAAUCCGUCACUGUUUCCUGGGUGCCCCCUGCUGGCUCAGAUCCCAAUCAGCCUGUGACGGGGUCAGCCGUGUUGACCGUCAAAGGAGACGUUAAGGAAAUCUACAAUGUCUACUUCAUGGGCAGGAUUGUGACCAAGUGAGCUCCCGCCAAGCCGAAACUUCCAAGCUGACUCUUCUCAAGAAAGAGGAAGAAACGUCCCUUUGCAUCUCUUCUGACGGAGUUCCCAAACGCUGCAUGGCGCCUUCCAGUCGAUCGCAGGAGCCGAUACGGCAAAUUCCUUGUU